Macrosiphum euphorbiae (potato aphid) is the source of this 243-nucleotide messenger RNA. The record is from the annotation of a GenBank genome assembly. NCBI's taxonomy places the organism in Eukaryota, Metazoa, Arthropoda, Insecta, Hemiptera, Aphididae.
AUGACGUCGAUACCGGCAAAACGCGGACGAGCUCCACCUAUUGCAGUUUCGUCGAGUUCACUUCACGUGGAUUUCGCGUCGUCCACCGAAGUAUCACAUCGAUAUCGUAAUAAUAUUAUUAUUGUUUAUAUCAGCGGUCGCCAACUAGGUCGACUGAUAGGACUCUGUUACGUAAAUUUGAAACGAAUAGAACAUUCCAAAGAAUCAAAAACUCCAACUAUGAACAACACAUGUCCAACAUAG